Molecule: messenger RNA, 3270 nt
Organism: Formica exsecta
Lineage: Eukaryota; Metazoa; Arthropoda; Insecta; Hymenoptera; Formicidae
Product: E3 ubiquitin-protein ligase XIAP-like
Exons: 3
Coding region: 873-1661 (262 amino acids)
Biological process (GO): regulation of cell cycle
Cellular component (GO): cytoplasm; spindle microtubule; nucleus
Source: RefSeq, a predicted model, not a curated record
UUACAACAAACAAUAUGAAACAUUUCUUUCUAUUUUAUUAAUUAAUUCAGCUUCAAAUUAAAUGUCUAUGGAAACAAACACAGUUUUACAUUAUCCUUUCCCAAAAUUUGUGCUUAUUGUUACACAAAAAAAAUUUUUUCAUUGCAUUAAAUAAUUUUCACAUUAAUUUUAAAAUUGUCCGUCAUGUAUAGCAUACUUUAAAUUUCUUAAUAUCUCCCAACAACCCCUAUGAGACCAGUUCGAUGGACCAAGGCUACAUAUCGACAUCAGCCUUGGUAUCAUCCCUCCUUUUUCAACCUAUUUAUGCCUAUGAUUAUCGGGGCUAUAUGCGUAGAAGCUUUAUGCAUAUUUAAUAUCGGACAGAUACUGAUUCAUGGAUAAGGACAACUAACUCUCUGAAUCGCUCUUUUCCUCGCCCAUGCGAAACGAAACAUGUUAAUCGUUUUUCUUCAUAUUUUCCCAAGCGGCCAUUAUUCCAAUAGAAUUAAGGCUUAUUGUUAGUAACCUUAAGUCGACAGUUUAGCAGAACUAUCGGCUCUUCAAGUGGGGAUUGCAAGCAAGCAAGAAUGCGCCUGUCGAUGUGUACACGAGGUGCCUGACAGUACAGCACGAACGUUGAAAGACGAUACGACCUUUUAUUUACGUAAAUAUUUUCGGAGACACUGCUUCUCUCUCUUGAGUGUGAAAUUCCUAGCGAGUUUUCCAAUCAUCAUUAUAGAGUGAUCUGCCCGCCAAAGGUGAAUCUGAUCUUCAAGCACAUGCAUUGACGAAACAGGCCGAAUACACGUGCAGAUUUUUACGAGGGGAUAUUCCCUCGUAGAAAUGCUUGAAGUGAUCGAUAUCGCAUACGAACAUUUUGAAAGGAAGCCACGAUGGCUUCGAUGGAGCCGAUAGAGUCGAGCGAAACAGGCGAAACAGACGAAACAGUCGAAGCUGCGCCCGAAAUGUUAUCUGAAACGGUCGACGAUACGGACCGCAUAGACUAUCGAUUCGAAAUCAGGAGAUAUCAUAGCUUCAUGAGAUGGGCCGUAGACAGCAAAUUUCUUCAGCAAUUGGCAAGCGCCGGUUUCUAUUAUACCGGGAAGGAUGAUAAAGUGAAAUGCUUCGACUGCAACAUCGUCAUAUCCGGGUGCAUGGAAUAUAAAGAUCCAAGGAUGGAGCACAGACUAAAUUCUCCAAAAUGUAGAUUCGUCCGCAUGUUACCUAGCUCGGGGAAUGUACCGAUCGGCGUCGAUCCGAACAAGGUUUCACGACGCGUGCCGAAAAUGAAAGAAAUAUGCGAAGUAGACGAGUCUUAUCUAAUUCUCGAUAGUGAGAUCGAGGUCUACUUCGAGGACGCAGAUGUCGUUAAACGAGUUGUAAUCGGCGAUUUGGUAGGCGCAAAGCAUCCCAAAUUUGCCUACUACGAGAGUAGAUUAGCCACUUACGUGCCAUGGCCGGUAACGGUCACCCAGAAAAAAGAAGAUCUAGCGGCCACCGGUCUCAUAUGUGCAAACGACGGCGACAGAGUCUACUGCUUCUAUUGCGAUGGAGGUUUGGCGUGCUGGCAGCCGCAAGAAGAUCCUAUACAAGAGCACAUCAAAUGGUAUCCCAAUUGCAAGUAUAUCAACAGGCUUCAAGCGAAGAGGCAAUCGUACAGAAGCAGUUUCAACAUACGAUAAGCGAUAAAUAAGCACCACUCUACCGUCUCCAUCUGUUCGUUUUUAAAUUUAUAUUAUUUCCGUUUUAUCGUUCACAGUAUUUGUUCUUCCUUACAUAUACAUAUUCGUAUACUUGUUAUAAUAACGCAGUAUUACGUUUAAAAUCGUAUUAUUUGUUUAAAAAGUAAUUCAUUUAUUUUUUAUAUGUAUAAAAAACAAAAUAAAAAUAAAUUAUACCGAAAUAGAGAUAGAUUUCCGAUGAAAAUAAAAUUUUCCACCAAAGCUAAAGAUUUUUAUUUAGGACAUUAUCACGAUUAUACAAUGCCUUAACUAAUUUGCCCAAAAUAUUAUGCGCGUAAGCUAUGUUAAAAUUUCUAAAGAAAGUUAUCAAAAGAGUGUAGUACAGUUUUUUGUACGAUAGAUGUAUACAUGUAAGAAGAAUAUGUUAUGUAUAUAAGAAUCGCACGUGCAUUAAAAAACAGGACUUUUUUAUCACAAUAGCGUAGCAUAUAAUGUCUGAAUUGCCUAUUGAUCGACGAUGGAUAAUAAGAUAAAAUGACUUUUUCGCUUCGAUAGCUCCUCGCAAAAAGGCUUUAGAUCAUGUAGCGGGAACUGUGCAUUUUUGGCAGGAAAAGAAAUAAAAUAAAUACUACUGAUUAUCGAUUUGAAUCUGCCCAGUUAAAAAGCUUUAAAAACUGGCCGUCCACAUGGAUAAAACCGAAAAAGUUUACGGUGGCUGGAUUUUAUUUGAAAUUGUUUGUCGUGUAUGAUAUACCCUAAAUUUUUUAGUACCUCCCAACAACCCCCAGGAACAGUUCAAUGGACCAAUGCUAUGUUCACAUCUGCUUUAGUACCAUCCCUCUUUUUCAACCUACCACUGCCUACCAUUAUCGGUGCUGUGUGCGUGGAAGUUUUAUAUAUAUUUAAGGCAGAACAAAUACCGAUUCACGUAUAAGAACAGCCCCGUCGAUCGUUUUCAUUUCCGCACAUGCGCACACCUGUAUCGCUAACAUCUCUCUUCCUCAUCCAUGCAAAAUAACACAUGUUGAUCGUUUUUCUUUAUAUCUUCUCAAACCGCCAUCAUUUCGAUAGAAUUAGGGCUUAUUGUUAGCAUCCUCGACAGUUCAGUUGAGCCACCGGCUCUUGAUCAAGUGGGAAUUGCAAACAAGAACACGCCGGUUGAUGUACCUGACAUGCGGGUACGACAGUACAGCAUGAACGUUGAAGAACGGUUCGCCCUCUAUAUUAUUUCCGGGGACACUGAUGUGAGAGUAUAAAAUUGCUAGCGAGCGGCUUCCGUCCCAUUCGCCAACGAUCAUCAUCAUAAAGCGACUUAUCUGCUGAAGGUGUAUCAGAUCUCCAAGGACACCCGCAGACGAAACAGACGGAAUACACGCACAGAUUUUUACAAGAUAUUUCCUCCUAGAGAUGCUCGAAGUGAUCCGUAUCACACACGAGCAUUUUGGACAAUUUUGAAAACAAGCUACUUUCGAUGCAGCCAAUGGAGGUUUUCGAAUCGGUCGACGAGACGGACCGCACAGACUAUCGAUUCGAGAUCGCGAGAUUACAGAGCUUCGAUAGCUGGGCCGUGUCGACCGUAAACAGCAAAUAUCCUGAGAAACUUGCAAGC